AUGAAAGAGUUGGUGACAAAGAGGAGGGUUUUAGAUUGUGAAACAAUUGAAAUGCCACAAACAUGUGGUGCGGUGAUGACAAAGAAUAUAGUCCUCAGGAAAGAUGACCCGUGGGAUUUCACUAUUCCAUGUAUCAUUGGCAUAUGUACAUUUGCAAAAGCCUUGUGUGACCUUGGUGCAAGCGUAAAUCUAAUGCCAUUAAUGAUAUUUAAUAAGUUUGGUCUGGAUGAACUAAAUCCGACAAACAUGAGACUCUUGAUGGACGAUCGUUCAAUAAAGAGGUCGGUUGGUGUGGUUUAUGACAUGUUGGUAAAGGUAGACAAGUUUGUGUUUCCCGACGAUUUUGUAGUGCUUGAUUGUGAAAUCGAUAAUAAUAUGCUAGUUAGCCUUGUGAGACCAUUAUUGGUCAUGGGCAAAGCUUUGGUUGAUGUGAAAGGUGGUGAAUUGAAGUUCUGA
Solanum stenotomum is the source of this 456-nucleotide messenger RNA. RefSeq lists its product as uncharacterized. The coding region runs from base 1 to 456 and encodes 151 amino acids. NCBI's taxonomy places the organism in Eukaryota, Viridiplantae, Streptophyta, Magnoliopsida, Solanales, Solanaceae. The record is from RefSeq and is a predicted model, not a curated record. The transcript has a single exon.